Molecule: messenger RNA, 1692 nt
Organism: Macrosiphum euphorbiae (potato aphid)
Lineage: Eukaryota; Metazoa; Arthropoda; Insecta; Hemiptera; Aphididae
Source: the annotation of a GenBank genome assembly
AUGGAUCCUGACGCAGUGUGCCGAACCGUCCUCAAUGAGAUCGAAGAGUGUUUGUCGCAAAUUAAACAAAUGCCUUUGCCACCAUUUCCUGUUUACGAGAAUACAAAUAAAGCUGCCGCUUAUAUCAGCUAUCGUUUAAAAGAGUAUGAUUCUGUUGCUUAUUAUCUUUCUGAAGCUCAUGGAGGCGGAAUUCGUUCAAAACUAUCAUUGAUAAUGAAUCCAGAUACUGCAAGUAAAAAAGAACUCAAUGAUUGUUUAUCCUUGAACUCAGAAUAUGUGACCAAAAGAUACCAUGGUCUUGUUGAACGAUUAAAAGAAAUGCCAUCUGAAUGGACAAUAAUACAAAUUACUAAAAACUAUAAUCCUAAAGAUGUAGUAACUCCUAGGCCUACAGACAAACCUACAGAUGUUUCUGAACUAUUUAUAUCUAGAUAUCAGUGUGGUCAAAAACACAAAAAUAUUGAACCUUUGACUGUAAAAGUGGAUAAGCCCAAAACCAGUUUAGGACAAAAGACUAUCUUUGAAGUUCUGAAAAAAAGCUUAGAAGACACAAAUGACAGGCAAAAUAAGGAUCCAUCUGCUAUUCGGAAUUUAAGGGAUUCCGCUUCCCAGUCAAUUAAAAACAUUUCACAGGAAAUUCAUACUAGUUGGAUAAAACAUUGGAUUUGUAUGUUAUUAGGCAAUUAUAUUGAUGAGAAACUUUCAGCAGAAGUCUAUAGUGUUAUUGAUAAUGUCAUAGAACAAGAAAAUAUGAGUAUAAGUGACCGAGGCAGAAUGAUUUUGUAUCAGAUAACAAAUGCAGUUGUUCAAUUAACUAAUGAUGAAAUAAACAACAUUCUUAAAGAAGUAGAUUGUUCCCCAGAGGAUAUGAAUAAAUUUGAAUUUGCUAUUAAUAAAUAUAAAUUAAAUGGUUCUCAUUUAAUGUUGAAAAAGAGACAUUCUGUUUUGCUCAUACUAGAUGAGCAUUUAGAAUGCUUGCCAUGGGAAACAAUGCCAUGUUUGAGAAGACAUCCAGUCUCCCGUGUGUCAUCUAUACAUAUUGUGCAUAGAUUAUAUCACAAACACAAGGAUUCUAUUCAAAACGGAUUAAUGAAAAUUAAAAAUCAAGGAUACUAUAUUUUAAACCCCGAUAAAUCAUUGUCUAAUGCAGAAAAAAGAAUGGCGAGUUUCCUCAAAGAAAGAAAUGUGAACUGGGACGGCAUUCAAAGUCAGGAGCCUACUUCAGAACAGUUCAGUUCAUUACUUAAAAAAAAUAGCAUACUAUUGUAUUGUGGCCACGGUAAUGGAACACAAUACUUGCAUAGUUUAGAUUUAGACAAAUUAGAUCUACAAUGUAUACCAAUGUUGUUUGGUUGUUCAAGUGCCAAACACACUGACAAAGGAGGAAGGUCUAAUUUUGUGGGUGCUUCUUAUGGAUAUUUAAAAGCUGGCUGUCCCUGUGUCAUUGGUAUGUUGUGGAAUGUAACAAGUUUAGAUGCUGACAACUCGGCCAGAGCCAUGCUUAAUGUUUGGCUUCCUGGAAAUCCCAUUAACCUUCAAGAAAAAUGGCCUAAAGAAUUUUUAGAUCAACAGGAUUACCCCAUAGAACGAGAACUCUUGCGUUCAUUAGCAAUUGCCAGGAAAACUACAAGAAGUUUUUUCAACUACGCUGCUUUAGUCGCCCGAGGCAUACCGGUUAUCAUGACAGACUGA